AUGGCGUCGGCUGAUGAGUAUAGAAUCACAAAGGAAGAAGCAUUCCAUUUCCUGGACAAUGUCUUGCAGAUAGAAUCCGCAGAAAUGAAACUGAAGGCAAACAAGAUCAAGUUCCUGGAGGACGUUAUCAAAGAGAUGCACCACCACAUCCCUUACCAAACUAUAAAUGUAAUCGCCAUGCCUGACGAAGAGCGGCGUUUACCAACGGCAGCGGACAUCAAGUCCGAUAUCACCUCCAAACUAGGAGGCCUUUGUUAUCAGCUGCAGAUAUUCAGCUGGAUGUUGCUACGUUCUCUCAACUUCGAUGCCCAUUUGGUACCAGUGGAUGGGAUGCGUAGAGAAAAUAUUCACGUUGGUAUCGUCCUCAAGGACCUUACCUGCCAGGGGUCAAAGCACCUGUUCGAAGUCGGGACCAGUCUUCCGACCCACCGUUUGGUCCCGCUUAAUUUUGAUCAGGGAUCACCUGAAUAUAAUGAUUCCUGUAUGACAUAUCGCUUCAUAUAUGAUCAAAAAGGUACGUUCAUCUUACAGCCUAGAGUAAGCUCGGUAUCAUCACUUGCGACUAAGUAUCCAGAACUGAUCGAUGGCAAGUGGUUUUCGUUCGCCUUUAUCCACACUGAACAAACUGUUCCUGUGUCUCAUUUCAACUCUGCUACAUGUAUGAAGAAAUUCUUCACCGACGUAGACGAGCUCUUUUGUUUUAUAGGUUUACUUUGUGUGUCCUACCCUAACGGUCGGCUUGUGAGCAUCAAGAAUUCCAAACUGACGCUAGUGGAUGAAACGAAUCAGAUGCAGCAUUUUCAGUUCCGGUCGGAUGACGACUUUCUCGAGGCUUUCCAGCGUUAUUUCCCUCAAUUUCCUGAGAGUAUGAUUCGAGCCUCUAUGAAGAAUGCUAAGUUCAAACUGCCAUAA
Messenger RNA from Lytechinus variegatus (green sea urchin), 912 nucleotides. RefSeq lists its product as uncharacterized. The record is from RefSeq and is a predicted model, not a curated record. Bases 1 to 912 code for a protein of 303 amino acids. The transcript has a single exon. Lineage: Eukaryota; Metazoa; Echinodermata; Echinoidea; Temnopleuroida; Toxopneustidae. Gene Ontology annotation, molecular function: acetyltransferase activity.